AUGUCGGUGGAGGUGGUCGUUAAGAAGGUGGAUGGUGAUGCCUUAGAGGCAGCUAUUAAGGAGGACAAGCUGCUGGUUUGUGAUUUCUUCGCAACCUGGUGCGGUCCCUGUAAGGCGCUGGCGCCAAAGUUGGACGCAAUGGCAAAGGAGAACGAAAACGUCGUCUUCGUGAAGGUUGACGUCGAUGAGUGCCAGGAUGUCGCUGAGAAGUAUCGAGUUACUGCCAUGCCUACCUUGGUUGUGUUUAAAAAUGGGAACGAAAUCGGUCGUGUUGUCGGCGCCAAUGAGGCCAGCAUUAGGGAACUUAUCCAGGCAAACAUCUGA
This is a messenger RNA of Hydatigera taeniaeformis, 324 nucleotides long. The record is from the annotation of a GenBank genome assembly. NCBI's taxonomy places the organism in Eukaryota, Metazoa, Platyhelminthes, Cestoda, Cyclophyllidea, Taeniidae.